Messenger RNA from Daphnia pulicaria, 944 nucleotides. RefSeq lists its product as uncharacterized. The coding region runs from base 222 to 587 and encodes 121 amino acids. The transcript has 3 exons. The record is from RefSeq and is a predicted model, not a curated record. NCBI's taxonomy places the organism in Eukaryota, Metazoa, Arthropoda, Branchiopoda, Diplostraca, Daphniidae.
CGUCAAUCAGUAUAGGGCUGUUCGACAUCUUUUUUAACAUUUGUUGCCAUCGUGGCAACGCAGCAACUCAUGUAUUUCCUGUCUGCUACGAGUGACUUGUUUAUUCUGUGAAAUAUGAAAAAAUGAGUAGGCUAUUCAGAUUUAAACAUUCGCCAAAUUUUAAAUGAUCUAAUUGAAAGGUAUUCUGCGUAAUAAAUACUAAAAAAGGUUCUGUGAGUAGAAUGUACAAAGUGUCAAAUUUUCGUAACCUGAAAAGUGCAAGGGUAAAACUGUAUAGUUUACCAAAGGAGGGUGCAAGGCGAGACUUGUGGUUUGAGGGAAAGAAUUUCAUCAACGACAUCAACCUGAAAAAUCUGUAUGUGUGUUCGGAUCACUUUCUUACAGACAUGCUUACAGGAAAGCCGAGUGGGCAAUUCCACAAAAAACAUGUUGAUUGGGCACCCUCUAUAAAUUUGGGAUCAAAUCAGACGAAACAAUUUCUAGUUGGUGAUCAGCAAGUACGAAACAAUGUUGCUUUUGACAAGGCUGAUACACAUCCACCUUUGCCUUCAUCAACACUACCCGUGAUGGGAGAGCAAUGGCCAUGAACUCUUGAACCCAAUCAUCUUUUACAGCCUUUUUUUAUUCAGAAGACAGCCCCUUGCAUGCGCCAAGGGCUUCCAGAUGAUUUUGAUAGCUUUUUGUUUCAACUAGAUUCAUGAAGAUAUCUGAGGAAGCAAAUUUUGAAACAAUUGGACAACAGCCUUAACCGUGUUUCCACAGAGAAUAAGGAAAACAAUAUGGACAAUCACUGUUAAACAUUUUUCACUUUUACAAAUAACGUGUUUUGGCCUCAAUACUAAGUCCACUGGCAUAAUUAGACAGUGACAUAGUUAAACACUAACACUAUAACGAACUAAUAUAUAAAGAAAACACAUUAUAACUUCUAAACAACCCUUUUCUAU